AUGCACCACGUGGGAAACAAGUCCCCUUCUUACAUGUCGCGGUCGAGUCCCUUCAGCAUGGAUCCACCACCACAGAACGGCGAGCCUCACAACGAAUGGUCCUUCCUGAGCUGGUACCCAAAAGGCGAUGCUACCAUCACAUACCCGAACGACGACGGGGGAUCUGCGGUCAUACCUGGACUACAUAGGUCGAUCAUCGAAGAGCGCUCUGAAUUGAUUGCUCAGGCAUUUGAAUCAUUUCGCGAAGGGCACCAAUUGCAUCUGGACUGCCUCGACUCGGCCACAGCACUUCCUCUUGUGAGAUAUCUCUACACUGGAUCUUACGCACCAGCAGGGAACCACUACGAGGAUGUACCGACUUCACUGCUACUGCAUUGCAAGAUGUACCGCCUUGGUGAUCUGUUCGACCUUGCCGAUCUCAAGCAGCAAGCUCAGGUGAAUGUGAUCAGACAGUGCGAAUUCGGCUGUUCGAGUCCAUCGAUACCCAUUGACCUCUGCGAGGCUGUCGCAUAUAUCUAUAGGGUCCUACCAGAACACACCGGUUUGCUCGAGAACAUCAUCUGCUACUGCGUGACUUGCUUCCUGCGGCACCGCUUAGCUCAGGACCAGGAGUUUCAAAGUUUGGCCUACAAGCUGCGUCCUUUUCACCAGGAUCUCUGUAAGGAGAGCAUGAAGCGCGAAGCGGACGAAGAUGACACUGCGGCCGCGAUUAUCCAGAUGCCGUUCGAGCCCUACGUACCACAAACCUACGCUUCCCGUGAAGGCGUGUCCCACGAUCGACUUGAGGACGUUGUGUAUCACUUCCACGGCACAGAAGACGAGGGCGAGUUCAAGAGGCGCAAGACUGAAGAAAAUGGGAGACCCAACACCACAACGCUGCCGAUGCGCAUGAAGCAAGGAGUGAAGCAGGAGGAUGCUGCAGAGGACACAUGCAUCACCGCUUUCAUGCCUGCGCAGCGCGACAAUCGGAGCCGCAGCAGCCCAGUCAAAGCAGAUUCCUCUUCGGGCAAUGUCACACCAGAGCAGAUCAAGGUCUUCCAGAAGGAACAUCCUAUGUUGGCGAAGGUGAGACGCUUCGUCGAGGAGAGAAAUGGACGGAGUCACGACCACUUCGCCCCGGCUAGCAACGAACUCCCACGUCUCGGGCGACCAGGAUUGCCGCUCCUCACCAAACCCAUCGUAGGCGAAUCGCGUCGCAACGCCUCGCAUGCCCUCGCAGACUAUCAAACGCAGUUGAUGCUGCUUGAGCAGCAGAACAAGCAGCGUCUUCUCAAAGCGAAGGAAGAGCAGCAGGUUGACAUGCUAGAACAGCAGCGAGCAGCCGAGCGAAACGCUGAGCCUCAGUUGGAGAGCACGGCUAGCAAGCUGGCGGCGCCGACAACCGCCAGCAGCGAUAUUGUGGUGAUCAAGACAGAAGCAGAAACACCAGCGCAGAUCGAGGAUCUUUUUCUCGAUAGCUUCGAAUCGGACUCGGAGUACGAAGUCGUAGCUCGACCUGCAUCAGUCGAGGCGUUGAGCAGCUCAGACAGCGAGCCCGAUGCGGACGCUGUGCUUGUCGACACACCCUUUGCAGAUUUUGUGCCGGGAUCCCGAAUUCCGGACUUCACUGGCCCUGUAAUGCGCGCGUGUGGAAAGCAGAGCCGGGACGCAGACAGCAAUUCUGACUCUGACUCUGACUGGGACAUGAUCUGA
Messenger RNA from Fulvia fulva, 1692 nucleotides. RefSeq lists its product as uncharacterized. Bases 1 to 1692 code for a protein of 563 amino acids. The record is from RefSeq and is a predicted model, not a curated record. The transcript has 2 exons. Lineage: Eukaryota; Fungi; Ascomycota; Dothideomycetes; Mycosphaerellales; Mycosphaerellaceae.